AUGGUCGACGUUGCAAUUGUUGCCAGUCUUAUCUUCCUUUCUGUCGCUGUGAUAAGCAUCAAUGGUGUUUGUCUGUUUAUUUUAUGCGUGAGCAGUACAGAAAAGCGUGCAUCAACUCUCUUGAUAGCGAACUUGCUCGUUGCACACAUUCUCCAGGGAGUGUUCGUUAUCCCACUGUACACGGUGAAACAAUGGGAAAUGACCGACAAAGAGGCCAGCGCCUUUAUUUGCACAUUUUUUCUCUACUCGUACCUACUAACUAAUUACGUUUCGGUGACCACCGUGUUAAUCUUGGCAGUGGACAGAUUCAUCGCUAUCUAUUCGCCCUUAAAAUAUCGCGUACACGCAACGCCUGCAGCUGCAAUGAAAGUCAUCGCCUUUUCCUGGAUCUACUCAACCAGCCUGUGCUCCAUACCUUUUGCUCAGCGAAGUGAGAAAUGUUAUUACAUUCCUAGUAACAUUUGGACCGUUCUUAUGCUUUUGAUUAACACUGGCCUACCAUUCGUGAUAAUAAUUAUUCUGUACUGUUAUAUAUGCUACAAGUCUCACAAAUUCGUCAAAAAUCGCCGAAAAAGACGGAAUUGCCAGGAGAAAGAAGAAGCAAGGUCCUGCUCACAUAAACGAAAGCGGAGAUUGCUGUUAAAGUUGGAGCUGGCAGCUGCAAAAGUGGCCGUUUUAAUUUCUAUCAGCUACAUUAUUUGUUGGGGGCCAUCAUUUGGCUAUUAUCUGACAAAGAAACUGUGUCGCCAAUGUUUUAGCCCCUCAUUUGAGGAUUCCCAAGAAGAAAAGAAACUCAAUUAUGCAAUGAAGUUUUUAACAAUGAUAGAUGGCCUAGUUGCUCCAAUAAUUUACUGCCUGCAGAACACCAGAAUUCGAUCCGCAGCAAGAAAAAGAGUAAGUAGAAUGAUUUCACAGAGAUCCUUGUUGUCCGAAUUCAGGUCGCAGAAAAGUACAGUAACGUACAACCAUAGGGGAUCUUCCAGUGCCUCCAAAUAUCUCACUAGCGUCGUGGAAAUAGCAGAAGAUCCAAAGUCUAGCUCGCCAUCUAUGACAAGACUUAGGAUAAUCGAAGGCUCUUAUUGAUCACUGAGGACUGGGGACGAAACAUGACGCAUAGUCAGAAUUCAUUGUUUAAAAUUAUUUAUGAGAGAGAUUAAGAGUUGGAGCUGCAGGCACCUUGGAUGAAGCAAUCAAGACUCCUGUGCAGUUCUGCUUAUAUUUGCAAGCCCUUUGCAAAGAUUGAAACCGAAUUAGAAUGCCAGAGAAAUAAUGCCGGUCUAAACGACAUUUUAGCUGAAAACUGAUUUUACUAAAAGCAAGCAGUAAUUUUUUCCCGCUCUUAUCACAUUAAAAUUGCUGUUGUUUAGCUUCGAAUAAAACCUAUUUUCAGCAUAUCUAGCCUGUGUGUUAAAAAUUCAAAAUCUUGAUUUUUGCUAGUUAACGUACUAAAAGUACAUGAAACCUUCUGAAAUGUGUAAGGAUAAAAUCCUACAGACCCUGAAAUAAACGAAUGGCUAGGCCUUUUAACCGAUUACAGUCUGAUAGCCAGAUGCUAUAGAGUGAAAGUGGUAUUCUACGAAAAGCAUUCUAGAACGCUGAACAAGAAGCAAAAUAAAAAUAUUGUUGUUUUCCAAAAUUCAAUGCAUCUUAUUGCAUCUUAAGUUGUCAAUCACUAUUUUUUGUUCUUGCUA
Molecule: messenger RNA, 1691 nt
Organism: Rhopilema esculentum
Lineage: Eukaryota; Metazoa; Cnidaria; Scyphozoa; Rhizostomeae; Rhizostomatidae
Product: adenosine receptor A2b
Biological process (GO): G protein-coupled receptor signaling pathway
Cellular component (GO): membrane
Molecular function (GO): G protein-coupled receptor activity
Source: RefSeq, a predicted model, not a curated record